Messenger RNA from Paramecium tetraurelia, 1341 nucleotides. RefSeq lists its product as uncharacterized. Gene Ontology annotation, cellular component: cilium. Gene Ontology annotation, molecular function: tubulin binding; tubulin-glutamic acid ligase activity. NCBI's taxonomy places the organism in Eukaryota, Ciliophora, Oligohymenophorea, Peniculida, Parameciidae. Gene Ontology annotation, biological process: microtubule cytoskeleton organization; protein polyglutamylation. The transcript is spliced from 2 exons. The record is from RefSeq and is a predicted model, not a curated record.
AUGCUUCAGGAAACAAGAUCUUAACAAUUUUUAGUAGAGCAGAUCAAAAAACCACUCUAUUAUAAACUCUAAGGAUAAGUGCCAUUCAAAUGCAUUCUAAGUGCUUUUGAGGCAGCUGGAUUUGAGAGAAUCGAUGAAGAAAAUUGGUUAAUUUAUUGGGGAUUAGCAAGCAAGGAAACCUUAAAAGAAAUGAAGAAAUAUUAAAAAACUAAUCAUUUUCCUGGUUGUUGGAGUGUAGGCAGAAAGGAUAAUUUAUGGAUCCAUCUUUCUAAAGUUAAAAGAAAAUUUCCAACUGAAUACUACUUUAUUCCAAACACUUAUUUAUUGCAGCAUGAUUUUGAGAGAUUUGAAGGAGUCAGAGAGUGUGCUCCGAAAAAGACUUUAUGGAUUAAAAAACCAGUUGCUUCUGCUAGAGGAAAUGGAAUCAAAUUAAUCAAUAAGAAGACCAAAUUGACUGCAGAUAAAAGAUAUUUAGUUAUGGAUUACAUCUCCAAUCCUCAUCUAAUUAAUAAUUUUAAAUACGAUCUUAGAGUCUAUGUUUUGAUUACUUCCAUUGAUCCUUUGAGAGUUUAUAUGUAUAAAGAUGGUUUGGUCAGAUUUGCCACUUAAGAAUAUUCACUUAAAAGUUCAGAUAUUAAGAAGAGAUUCAUACAUUUAACCAAUUUUUCAGUUAAUAAGCAAUCUCCUAAUUUCAUAGCUAAUAAUUAAAAUAUAGAAUAAUAAGUAAAGGCAUCGAAGUGGUCGCAUAAGGAAUACAAGCAAUAAUUAGCCAACUAAGGCAUCAACCAUAAGAUUUUAUUUAAAUCUAUCGAGGAUGUAGUAUUGAAGACUUGCAUUGCUGCUGAACCUCUUUUACUUGAUAGAAACGGAAAAACCUCUGAGCAUAAAAAUAAUUACUUUGAAUUAUUUGGAUUCGAUAUAUUGAUAGAUGAAACAUUAAAGCCUUGGUUACUGGAAGUGAAUGUAAGUCCUUCUUUAAACUCAGCAUCAGAUUUGGAUGCUUAAAUAAAAACUAAAUUGAUAUCAGAUAUGUUGCAUUUGAUAGGAGUGGAAUAUCAUUAUAAAAAGGCUUUUAGGGUAUAGAUAAAAAAGAGACUAUAUGAAAGAAAUAUCAAUGAAAUUUAGUCAAUAAAUUCAAGAAACUUUAGAUAAAAAGUCAAUUAGGAAGAUCUAGAUGUGAUGUUACAAUCAUUAGAAGAAUAACUACGACUUGGUCAAUUCAAGUGUUUGUAUCCAAAUAAAAAAAAUAUAUCGGAAUUUGAUGACUUUUUUGAAUAUCCAAGAUUCCAUAAUAAACUAAUAUAAAAAUAUUUCGAAGAUGGAUCUAAUUGGGUCAUAUGA